AUGGCUACGGACGCCGGAAGAAGGCUGCCACGGCUCCCCACUGAGGUCUGCGACAUGAUCAUUGACUGCCUCUCCACCGACAUCAAGACCCUCCGCAACUGCGCCUUGGUUUGCCGCGCCUGGCACCAUCGCACCGUUCUAUGGUACGGCCGUCUCGACAUGACCUUCCGUACACUAUGGGACGUCAUUGACUUAACGCAGACCGUCUCUGCGCGGUGGUGGGGGCCCGAGACCGUCACGGUCUAUGGCGACGUGCUCUCGGAAGCCCUGACCUUGAGUCAUUUGGGAAUGCUGGCGGGGACAGUCAUGGACAGAUGGCGGCGGGUGCGGAGAUUAUGCGUGCGCGAUGGGCAGUGGGGCAUGGCCGAGGCACAUCUCCCACUGCUGAAGCCUCUCAGUGUCGCGUUUGGCGCGUCGAUCGCAACCCUCACCCUCGAUCGCGUCGUCCUCGCCUCUGCCGCCAUCUUCGCCAACAUCUUCGCUGCCCUUCGCUGCGUCUCCUGGGCGUCCUGUCGCGAUGUCGUCUUUGAGGAUGAUACAUUGCAGCCCUUCGCGAUCCCUGAUCUGCGUGCCUCCGCCACGAAAGUGCCCGUCUUGAAGCUAUAUAUAUCAGGCGUGGCACCUUCAUUGGCCGUGAUCGCAUACGCUUUGCGCGCAGUCGACAUCACGACACGUGCGGAUGCGAUUGACAUCGCAUGGGAUGUCCUAGACUUCGAAGACGAGCCGACGCCACAGGCGGCCCUUGCAGAACGGACAAGCACCGCAAUCAUAUUACAAGCUGCGGACGUGUCCUUGCGUGCUUUGAAUAUCUCUAUUCCCCAUCAGGAUGACCGCGUCCUCUCGCUUGCUGCGCACGAUCGCCUCGAGCGCUUGAUCAUCAAUGUUUCGCUUCUUUCCCCACAGGCCGAUGGAGCCUGGGUUGUGCGCGCACUGGAGAGCAUCACCUCACCAGUCCUGCACUCGAUCAACCUCAACUUCGACAUGAGCGCGCGCAGCGUCGGCGUCCAUUACAGCCUGGAGCGCUCGCUGUUCCCCGUCCUCGAUACUGUGCUUGCCGACACGCUUGCUCCACGAACAUUGCUGGACAACGUCGAGGUGAAGGUUGGCCACCCGGAUCACACAGACGAGGAAGGUUUGGGGCCGCCUCGCGGGUUAGGGGGCUGCUUCCCCAAGCUUGAAAAGCGGAAGAUAAUAAGCGGGCCAAUGUCGCAAUCAGAUGAGUUGACAGGUGGCUUGACGGAUGUGGUUCCGCCACAAGCCAGUACCAUCGAACCCGCCGUCUUCUGGAGCAACGCAUCUCUCCUUCCUUCUCCUGUCAAUAACCAAAGCCACAACAAACUUUCCCUACAGUUCUCAUCAAGGAUGCCCGCAGAAAUGACUGCCCAACCACUCGGGUCUAAAUCACCCCAAAUCCUCUCCUCUGUGGAGGUAUACAAAUUCUCCAAUGAUGGCAGAGACUACGGCAAUGUCACCGACAAAUGCCAACAGGCGCUCGGCGGCAAAUACGGUGGCCCGAGUUGCGUCGUUAAACUCAUUGUGGACAUCGCCGUAGGCGCGGGUUCGAGUCCCGGCAGAUUCCAGGACCACAACGACCUGAAGACCGCGGCGAGUUGUCUUGCUGAUCUUCUCGAGAAGGCUGUCAACCUUCAUACCAUCCAUCUCGGCUCCUUUGGCGCACUCCUAUCCGUAGAACCCCGCAUAGCACCCGCCAUCCUUGCUCUACCCAGCUUGCGCAGCUUCAGCAUCUCCUGGCUCAGCGACGGUACGCUGGCUCGGCGUUUCCUCUCGCUUAUGCAUCACAAGCUGGAUAAAUUGCACAUUCAGGCCCUUUGGACCGACGAAAAGGUUAACGUGUACGACGUCAUCGGCUCAAUCAGAAACAUGGAAAUCGACACCCUCGAACUGGAAGACAUUCAAGGGGAACCUCCUAGGGGGCAUUCCACCACCCUUGGUUUCUCGUUGCCGUCAGUGCGCGAGCUAACCUUUCGGAAGUGUCGUGUCUCGAUGGCAAUGCUUGCCAGUGCGUUCCCUAGCUUAAAAGUGCUGCGAGUCGCAGGGCUAAAGUUGCCUUAUCGCGAUGACUAUUGGGUGAGCCUUGACGACGCAGACGCUGGCUCCUGGACAAGCUUGGAUCACGCAGAGGGACCUUCGUGGUUCUUUGAGAAAUGGUCGCCUACGUUCCCGAUCCGCUGCGUCUUGCUCACGGAUCGUUUCGCUUGCACCGGUCGGUCACCAAUGUCAGACCCCCAAAUCGUGCGCCAAAACACUCUACGUCUAGUCAAGCGGAAGUGCCCUGAGGUGCUUACUUUCCCGAUUCUAGUGAACUCGGCGCCAGCCCCGUCCGGCUCUCCUACUCCUGAUUCGCUGCGCUUUGACAAUAGCAACGCAUACUUAGGGCAAGCAGACUUCUGGCAGUCCUUUUUUGCAAGUGCCUCCAGGCUGCGCGUCCUGAAGCUCGUUCUUUAUGUUCCUCGUAAGACGAAGGACUUGAUGGCGGUCCUCAAGCCAUACAUGAGGCUACUCUCUGAUGAUCUUGGUGGUCUGCGGGACCUGGUUUUCGUACGGCUGGCCGUCGUAUAUCAUGUGGACCCUGCUUCGAAGCUGCCCAUACCUAUGACUUCGGAGCAAGAAGAUAUGCUGGCAUCGACGCUUCUCGGGGGGAAGUCUAUCCGUGUAGCGUCCUUGUCAUUUUCAACCUGGCAAGACAUGGCCGGUACAAAGCGUUUGGUGCCUGUCCGGAGCGCGGCAUGGAGAAGAGACAAUAGGCAGGUUGUGGACAGACUUGAGCCUAGCACGGUGGAACAUGAAGAGGAGAUCUACAAACGCAUCAUAGCACCCAAUUCCAACUACAGUACCGAUUUGUGA
Molecule: messenger RNA, 2865 nt
Organism: Postia placenta MAD-698-R-SB12
Lineage: Eukaryota; Fungi; Basidiomycota; Agaricomycetes; Polyporales; Adustoporiaceae
Exons: 6
Coding region: 1-2865 (954 amino acids)
Molecular function (GO): protein binding
Source: RefSeq, a predicted model, not a curated record